AUGGCAGCAUUUCUUAGAUCACUUCAACUUUUCCUAGCUCUUUCUGUAUUCAUAAAACACUUGGCCUUAGCUCAAGAAGCAAACCAGUUCAUCUACAAUGGCUUCCAAGGAGCAAAUCUAAGUCUAAAUGGGGCACCAAAAAUCCAUCCAAAUGGCUUACCUUCCAAUCAUUUACUUGCCAUUGAGUUAGAUACUGUUAAGAAUCCUGAAUUUGGAGAUAUCAAUGACAAUCAUGUUGGAGUGGAUGUUAACAAUUUGACAUCUAUUGAAUCAGCUCCGGUCACGUAUUUUUCAGAAAAUGAAGCAGAAAAUAAGAGCUUGGAACUCAUUAGUGGGAACCCAAUUCAAGCAUGGAUAGAAUAUAAUCAAUUGGAGAAGCUACUUAAUGUAACAGUAGCUCCUCUAGAAAGUAGAAAGCCAGAAAAGCCUCUUUUAUCGACAAGUAUUGAUCUUUCUUUAGUUUUCAUGGAUUCCAUGUAUGUUGGUUUCUCUGCAUCUACUGGUGUUGCAAGUAACCAAUUAUUAUAUAUUCUUGGGUGGAGCUUUAACAAACAUUGGCGGCAAGCACAAAGUCUUGAUCUUUCAAAGCUUCUUCAUUCUUCACUUCCUCAUGAAAGAAAAUCAAAGGGUAAUCUAGAACUGACAAUUAUGCUUCCAUUGGCAAUUGUAAUUAUUUUUCUGGUAACUAUUUCUGCAGUUAUUUAUAUGAUAAGGAAGAAGAGAUAUGGAGAAAUUCGUGAAGGUUGGGAACAACAAUACGGUCCUCAAAGAUUUCCUUACAAGGAUCUUUAUAAAGCAACUAAAGGUUUUAAAGACAAAGAGCUUCUUGGUUGUGGAGGUUUUGGAAGGGUUUAUAAAGGAGCACUACCUUUAUCUAAUCUACAAAUUGCUGUAAAGAAAAUCUCACAUAAUUCAACACAGGGAAUGAAGGAAUUUGUAGCUGAAAUUGCUAGCUUGGGAAGGCUAAGGCAUAGGAAUCUUGUUCAUCUUUUAGGGUAUUGCCGGCGAAAAGGAGAGCUUUUCUUGGUUUAUGAACAUAUGCCUAAUGGAAGUCUUGACAAGUUUUUAUUUAGCAAUGAAAAACCUAGUCUUGAUCGGUUUCAACGAUAUCAAAUCAUUAAAGGAGUAGCAUCUGCUCUUUUCUGCCUCCAUGAAGAAUGGGAACAAGUUGUUUUACAUAGAGAUGUGAAAGCUAGCAAUGUUUUAUUAGAUUCUGAUCUUAAUGGAAGGUUGGGCGAUUUUGGACUUGCUAAAUGUCAGAACUCAGAACAUGUCUAAUGUAAUGAAAUUUUUUAGUUCAAUUUUUAUUCUGAAACUUUUAUUUUA
Jatropha curcas is the source of this 1326-nucleotide messenger RNA. The record is from RefSeq and is a predicted model, not a curated record. Lineage: Eukaryota; Viridiplantae; Streptophyta; Magnoliopsida; Malpighiales; Euphorbiaceae.